Messenger RNA from Nylanderia fulva, 2971 nucleotides. RefSeq names its product aminopeptidase N-like. Lineage: Eukaryota; Metazoa; Arthropoda; Insecta; Hymenoptera; Formicidae. The record is from RefSeq and is a predicted model, not a curated record. Gene Ontology annotation, cellular component: membrane; cytoplasm. Gene Ontology annotation, biological process: proteolysis; peptide catabolic process. Gene Ontology annotation, molecular function: zinc ion binding; metalloaminopeptidase activity; peptide binding.
UGAAUCACACACAUCGUGGUAGAUAUAAUACUUUUAAUAAAGUGCGUGUGAAUAUAUUAUAUUCUUCCAACAUUGCGUGCUGCUAGUAUUAAUUUGUUGCAGUUAAUUGUUUAAAAAAUAUAAAUUUGAUCAAUAUACUUUUGCAAUAAUCCUACUAUUCCGCAAUAUAGGAUACGUGUUUUACAGAUCUAGAAUAAAUAUUCCUUUUCUUCAACAUGAUGAUAUUUCCAAAACUAUUAUUAAGUAGUGGAUUAAUUUUUAUUGCUGUGGCAGCAUUUAUUCGUAAUGAAUCUUCAUGUUAUCAACCAUCAGAAUAUGUAAAACCAAUGCAUUACGAUAUCAAGCUUAGUUUAUACAUUGAAGGAAAUUUUUUCUGUGGAGAAUACAAUAUCAGCAUAAGCAUUCUUAACAAAACACAACAUAUACUUUUACAUUCAACAAAAUUAUGUAUUGAAAGUAUAGUUUUAUUUACAAGUGUAGAGAAAAAUCAUGAGAAUGAUACAAAUAUAGUUUAUAAACCAACAUAUAGUACUACAGAAGACACAAUUGAUAUUUUUAAGGAUGAGUUAUCACCAGGAAAUUACAUUUUAAAUAUAAAAUAUUAUGGUAUUGCUAAUAAAGCUUUUACAAUCUUCGACGCGAAAGAAAAAAUUGCUUUGGUAGCUGCUACUCAUUUCUAUAUAAUAAGCACUCGUCGAGUGUCUUCUUGCUGGGAUCAACAGAAUUUAGUGUUAGGAGUAACCUUUAACAUAUCUAUAGGAUGUAAUCAAUGUACGGCUUUGUCAAAUAUGCCAUUGCGAAAUAUGGAAAAAGAUGCGCGUAAUUUGUUAUGGACACACUUCGAUACCACACCUGCAAUGUCGCCUUAUUUUGCAACAAUAAUUGUGUCUAAUUACCUAUUACGUAUUGAUAGUGACACUCAAAACAUUAAAAUGUGGUGCAGAAACGAAUCUGAAAUUCACAUAGAUUUUGCAAAAAAUGUAGCUGAAAAAGUCACGUUGCAUUUAAAAAAUGAAUGGAAACAACGUUCAAACAAUAUUUUGAAGGUUACUCAUGUUGCAAUUCCAAAUUUCUAUGACAGUGGCACAACAGUUUUUGGACUUGUUUUUUAUAAGGAAACAAAUAUCAUCUACGAUAAAAAUUUAUAUCCUAUUGCUCACAAAAUCGACGUAGCUCAAUUAGUAGGACGUAAAGUGACAAAGCAAUGGUUUAAUAACAUGUUGAACAAUCCAUUCGUGUCGGAUUUUUGGUUUAAAAAAGGUCUUAUUACAUUGCUUGCAACGUAUGCUGUCAAUAAGACUUAUCCAGAUUAUCGAAUAAUAAAUUUAUUUGUGAUUCAAAAUCAACAUUACUCUUUUAACUUGGAUAGUGAUUAUUAUAUGUGGAAUUCUUCACUACUAUUGUAUUCUUCACUACUAUUCAAUUCUUCUACUUCACAAGUUAACAGUUUAUUGGAAAUUCCCAAUUUUAUCAGAGCACCCUUUAUAAUGCGCAUGAUGCCACACGCCUUCGAACAAAUAUUUUGGAAAAACAUUCGCACAUAUGCAAAUAGCACGCUAUCACAUCGUCUAGGCUCUGUAAAUAUUAUGAAGGAUGUUGCUUUAAAAAUGAAUAUUGCUGAAAAAAUAACAAGAAUGGAAUAUUGGGCUUCGGAAAAGCAUUGUCCUCUCAUUAAAGUAGAACGAAGUUAUAGUUAUUUUAUGAACCAAACAACAGUAUCGGUACAAUAUAUUGACAUAUUAAAAAUUUGCCACAUUCCUAUAACUUUUACUACCGAAGCACCUCCCAAUUUUUACAAAUUCAUUCAUCAUUUUCUACACGCGUCACAGGAUUUCAAAUUAUCAUUACCAUUUGAAGAGAAUGGUUGGAUGAUAUUUAAUAUACAACAAGUUGGAUAUUACCGCGUUAACUAUGAUGAUAAGAAUUGGCGAAGAAUUUCAAAUUAUCUAAACUCUGAUAAUUACACAAAAAUUCAUGUUCUUAAUCGUGCCCAAAUUAUCGAUGAUGCAUUUCAUUUAAUGAUAGCAGGCCAACUCCAAUUCCAUAUAUUCUGGGAUAUCAUAAAGUAUUUGCAUCGAGAAGAAGAUUAUAUAGCAUGGUAUCCUAUGUUUAAAGCUUUGGAAUACAUAUUUAACAUUAUUCCUGUAACUUCCAUGUUUGGAGGAAAAAUUGAAAAUUUUACGUCGAGAGUAAGGCACGCAUUACACAAGCUACUUGAAAGAAUCAAAUAUAAAGAAAUUGAUGAUAUAGACAGACUUAGAAUAUGUUUACGACAAGAAGCUGCAAGAUGGGCAUGUUUUCUCGGUGACAUCGAUUGUCAGAAAGAAGCCAAAAAUAAAUUAGAACAUCAUCUCCAAGAUCCUACGAAACACAAACUUUUGCCAUGGUGGAAGGAAUGGACAUUUUGUAAUGGUUUGAUGACUACCAACAAUAAGACUUGGCGAUCAAUGUAUACUAUGGGAUUGGAUAUAUCUGACACUAAAUUUGAAGAAUACUUGGCUUGCCUAGAAGAUAUUAAUAUCAUCAUCGAUUAUUUAAAAUAUAAAUCUAUUAAAAUACAAAAAUUUCGUUAUCUUCUUUACAAUUUCUUACAUAUUAUUGCAAAACAUGCGAAGAAUCCAACUUUUCUGGACUACCUAUUACAUAAUUUCUUAGAGAUAAAACCAAAAUUUCUUGAUAUAACUGCAGCAUUUAUUAUUAUUAUUAAUAACGUAUAUUCCGUACAUUUAAUUCAGGAAAUAAACGGAUACGUUGAAUGGUUGAAGCGCAAUGCGGACUUAAUUGAUGAAAUAAAAGAAAAGGAUUUCCUAAUGCAGAAAAUUGAAAGAAAGAUAUCAAUUCGCAAAAAUCAAAUCGAAAGACGAACACAGUAUUUUGAUCGCAUUCUCUUAUGACGGAUGUAAAAAAGUUGCAUUGUGUGCGGAUAUAUUUCAUAUUAAUAAUUUUUAUAUAAUGUAUGUACUAUUUAUUU